UUGCCUUUGCGCGAGGACGUGCGUAGAUCCUGUUUUUCCAUUACGAGCUUGCUUUUUCCCGUCGUGCGUCGGAGUGGCACGGAAUAAAAAUAAUAAAAACCAGAACCAGAAUCCGAUUGCGAGUCCCAGUCCAAACUGAAGAGAACGGAAAGACCGCAGACAGCAGAGAAUUUUGUGCUUCAGAAAUUGCAUUCAAAGACCAGAAAUCCAAAAAGAAAGCACAGGACCCACCAGGAUCCGGCCGGGGAUCGACCAUAGCUGUCCCCUAUAUACAUAUGUGUGCGACGCUGUUGCUUCCUGUGUCCGUGCAAGUGUGUGUGCGGCUGUUUGUGCAGUCACGUGUUCUAAGGUGAUUUUAACGAGUUCCGUGAUACGCGAAAUGAGAUAAGAAAUAAGCGGACCCAAGGAGUAGAACAGGAAGAGAGAGUGAAAAGAGCAAAAGAUAUCCCCGUGCCCCCAGGCCACACACACACACAGGAUACCCGCUCGUUGGCUGCCGCCUCGUUGCCUCGUUGCCUCGUUGCCUCUUAAAGGAUUUGAGGAUAAAUCUCCCGAAAAUUGCAUAAAACAAAAUUGUUUGCCAAAUUGUGCAGAGAAAAGAAAACCAGAAAUAACUAAGAAACAAAGAAAAAAACCAGUGACUUUUUAUCAACCGCAAUUUAUUGAUCAACAAAUAAUAACACAAUCUAAAGCUGAAAUUAUAAAAAAAUAUAUGACCUGAAGAAAAUAAAAUUGAAUUUUUCACCAUGCGGUUUCCCCAAGUUUUCUAUCAAAUGGCCUUGACCACAAUCAUUCUGGCAAUCACGAUAGAGCUAGCAAGCGCCCUGAGAGAUGUCCGGGUACGAGUGCCACACGCGGUGCGGCGGGGAGAGAAGGGCAUUCUAAAAUGCUUCUACGACAUCGAGGACGACAGCCUGUACUCGGUGAAGUGGUAUAAGGGUAGACGCGAGUUCUAUCGAUACACCCCCAAGGAGACUCCGCCCAUGAAGGUCUUUCAUUUUCCGGGUGUUAAAGUGCGGCGCGUGUCCUCGAAUGAGAGCCAAGUGGUGCUGGAUGCGGUAACAAUGGCAACAUCCGGUAAAUACAGUUGCGAAGUAUCUGCGGAUGCGCCCUCAUUUCAUACAUUAAUAGCGGCAGCCGAAUUGGAGGUUAUUGAGGCACCGCACAAUCCGCCAUACAUAACGGGAAUACGUGCCCGAUACCGUGUCGGCGACAUAUUGCGAGGUAAUUGCACAUCGCGACACUCCCGGCCCGCGGCCAAUCUCACAUGGACAGUGAAUAAUGAAGAGGUGAACCCCUCCCACGUGCGGCAUCAUAAAAUCGUUGUGGACACUCGAAACGAUAUGCAAACCUCCAUUGUGGGCAUCCACUUCGUGGUCACCGAUCAGCACUUUGACAACGGCAAGCUUAAGCUCCGGUGCAGUGCCCAGCUGCAUGACGUGUACUGGAAGACCACCGAGAAGAACAUCCUCGAGGCGGAUCCGUUCACCAAGUACGGCAGCGGAGGGGCCAGCGGGAACCGCGUCAGCCCGGACGAGUUCUACGACCAGUACACGCUGCACGAGGACGAGCAGUUCCACAGCAAGAAGAACAGCUAUCUGACACAGCUGCAGGGCGAAGAAGACGACGGGGCCGAAGGAGCGGAGGACGGCGGCGCCGCCUGGCGGGGCGUUGGCUCGUCCAGCUGCUGUCCGAGUCAAUCUUUGGCAGUCACUGGAUCGCUGCUGGCGGUGCUCGGCUGGACGCUAGGCAGGCAAUUAGUGUCGCAGUUGCAGGCGCUAACAAGCGGCGCCGGCAUCACGGCGAGUGGCACACCCAGCAACAACACGAAUCGCAGCAGCAGAAGGUGCACCAUCCUCCGGAAACAUUCCGGACACAUGCGGGUCAGCGCCACAAAGCAACGGCAGCGGCGCGGCCAGGGCCUGCGGGCGUCCGACUGCAGCUGGAGAGGAUGCACACUCGGCAGGACCAGCGGCAGCAGCAACAGCAGCAGCAGUUGCAUCAGGCAAUUAACAUGAUUCAAUUGUCAUGCAACUCUUGUGCCACAUGCCGGGGAGGUGAACGGGAUGCGAGAGUAGGGAGAGCAGCGCGUUGAGGAAGAGCUGAAGAGAUAUACUCGUAGAGGUGCCAGAAUGCGCAGAGCAGAUGCUGAGGAUGGGAUGUGAGAGUUCAGCCCUAGGCCAAGACCCAGAAGCAAAAGCAACCACUGCAAAAUGUAUCUAAAAUAUUUACACACCCAUACACCAAGACACAAGACACUCGUUUCAGCUAGCUCAAAGUAACUUCGAAUGCAUUUAAGAGAUUACAAAAAAAAAACAAAACAAA
Messenger RNA from Drosophila obscura, 2325 nucleotides. RefSeq lists its product as uncharacterized. The transcript is spliced from 8 exons. The record is from RefSeq and is a predicted model, not a curated record. The coding region runs from base 747 to 2018 and encodes 423 amino acids. Lineage: Eukaryota; Metazoa; Arthropoda; Insecta; Diptera; Drosophilidae.